CCGUUAAUCUAAGGAAAGACUACGCUCGCUUCGCUCGCUCCGUAACUACAUGUUACAAUAGGUGAAAAAUUACAUCGCGACUUGCUGAUGAUGCAUGAUAUGCAGACCCUAACAAACACACAAGCUACUGUGUUCUGAUUCGUCACACCUGUGCUCCGAAUCACCGUAAUAUAUUCCCUCCUCGUCACUACCCGCGUCCCUCCGGCGUAUUAUGUCCAUUUUUCUCUGUACCGGUCUGCCUUAUUGACUCCAGACAUGUCACACAGAGUAUGCCCAGCUCGUCGCUGAUCGCCCCCUGCCUCUGCGUGACGCCCCCAGAGCGGCAGCUGCGUGCCGACGUGUCUACUCUCGAAAAGAACGACUACCACCUGAAAUCGCUGGAGGCGGACGCCGACACAGAGCUGCAGCUGCGACAGAAAAUGGCCGAGAGGGCCGAGGCAGAGAUGUCUCAACUGGAGCAGGAUCAACAGAGACAGGAUGACCUGAUUGCUCGCCUGUCAUCGGACGCCGACCGUCUGCGCACGGCCCUCCGUCUGAACCCGGUGCAGACGGGCGUCCAGACGGAGCAGGCCAACCUGCAGCCGGACAGGUGCUGCCAGAGGCGCAGCUCCAACUCGAGACGAUCGGUACGUCAGGAGGGGGCGGGGUGGACAGCUGUUCAGGCCCCGGUGGAUAAACAAUGACUGCUCUGGAUUGGAGCGGCUUAUGGGGCCGAGAAAUCAAGUUUAGAAUUUAGGGAGAGCGAGUAGGUGACUGUAGCCUCGUCUGUUCUGCGGAAGAGGUUGUGCCGGUUUUGCUGCUAAUUGUGAAGCGUGAGGAAUAUAAUUCAUUGAAAUAAAAUGCUUUGCGUCGUUUUCGUCCUUAUCGUGC
This is a messenger RNA of Amphibalanus amphitrite, 870 nucleotides long. RefSeq lists its product as uncharacterized. Lineage: Eukaryota; Metazoa; Arthropoda; Thecostraca; Balanomorpha; Balanidae. The coding region runs from base 270 to 683 and encodes 137 amino acids. The transcript has 2 exons. The record is from RefSeq and is a predicted model, not a curated record.